AUGAGCACCACACAACAGCUCCUUGUGCUAGUCUUCAUGGCGGCGACCCUCGCCCACCCUACCAACACCGACCCGAAGCCCAAGAAGAAGAAGCAGAAGAAGGAAAUUACGAAACAGCCCUCGUCGUCCUCCUCGUGGGAGCAGAUCAAGAGCCUCCUGACCUGCAAGCAGGUCGAGGGGGCCAAAGUCCACGACCCCUCGCGACCCAACAUUUAUACCUCCUGCUCCUCCGUUUGUACCUUCCGGGACGUGGUCCACGGCAACACCCGGCGGGUCGUACACCGGGCCGACAACUCACCCGAGAGCAGCUCCUUAGGCCAGGAGGCAAGGCUCCUCAAGAGAGGAGGCCACGUGUCGUCCUCUGUUAGGUCCGCUGCCAGCGGUGCGCCGUACACCGGUGGCAGGGGUAUGCAGCUCAGGAAGCUUUCUGGCUGCUACGAGUGCCACGCAAUUGUUGACCCGACCAGGUAUCCUUUGCCAAGAACAACCAUAUGUGCUUGCUCUGAGUGUGGAGAGGUUUUCCCUAAAAUUGAGAGCUUGGAACAUCAUCAAGCAGUGAGACAUGCAGUGUCAGAGCUGGGUCCCGAGGACUCGAGCCGCAACAUAGUGGAGAUAAUCUUCAAAUCCAGCUGGCUCAAGAAGGACAGCCCCAUCUGCAAGAUCGAACGGAUCCUGAAGGUCCACAACACCCAGCGCAAGAUCCAACGGUUCGAGGACUACCGCGACGCCGUGAAGACCCGCGCCGGCGGCAACGCCGCCAAGCGUGACGCCAGGUGCGCCGCCGACGGGAACGAGCUCCUCCGCUUCCACUGCGCCACCCUCGCGUGCUCGCUCGGCGCCCGGGGCUCUUCCAGCCUGUGCGGCGCCGCGCCGGCCUGCGGCGUCUGCGCCACCAUCCGCCACGGGUUCCAGGGCGGCCGCGCCGGCGGGAUCCGGACGACGGCGAGCAGCGGCCGGGCGCACGACUCGCUCGCCGGCGGAUCGGGCACACGCCGCGCCAUGCUCGUGUGCCGCGUGAUCGCGGGGCGAGUGAGGCGCGCGUCGGAUGAAGGGGCGGGCAGCGACGGCGGAUCCGACGGCGCGUACGACUCCGUGGCGGAGAGCACCGGGAUGUACUCGAGCUUGGAGGAGCUGCGCGUGUUCAGCUCCCGGGCAAUUUUGCCGUGCUUUGUCGUGAUUUACAAGGCACUCGAGGGCUGA
Molecule: messenger RNA, 1200 nt
Organism: Striga hermonthica
Lineage: Eukaryota; Viridiplantae; Streptophyta; Magnoliopsida; Lamiales; Orobanchaceae
Source: the annotation of a GenBank genome assembly